UGACAAGAUGACAACAGAAACUGAAAUGAGAAUUUAAAGAUUUUUUUAUAGAGUAUAAUGUGCGAUAGAGACACACAGAGACUCUGCUUUAUGCUUUAUCACACUGUGGGUACAUUACAUAACAUAAAUUGAAUUCCACCAUCUUUUCACAAUAUAAUGUUGCACAUUACACUACAAUAAAGUUGCCAGUUGCAUAUGUCUCACCUCAUCCUACAGCAAUUGCUUAACAUUUAGAUCAGCAUAUGAAGCAUUUAUUGAGCUGACAAAUACUUUUUGUAAGUGAGUUUGCAGCACAUGCUCUUACUGUAUUUGCCAUAUUGACAACGUUUAGGCUACACAUUAGUUAAACAUGCUCAAUAGGCAUAAUAAGCAUGCAGGAAGGAAGCUGUGGAGAACAGAGGAAGCAAAAGGCCACGUCUGUAAUGUACAAAAAGGAGAGACCUGCCAUUACAAAAUAAAAACAACAUGGGAUUGGAGAUAUAGAUCUGCCGUUUACAGAACAAGGUUACAGAUCUGGACUUCUUUUGGAACAUUUUUAAAACAGUUUGAAACUGAGUUAUAUUUAUGUUUAUUAAUUAGAUGUUGCCGUUUUCCUUCAAUCAAGUCAAACACACGAAAACAAAUUCCACUGAUAGACGAUACAGUAAUAUACAAUAAAACAUGCACUUUUAGCCUCUUGUGUACGACAUGCCAGCAUCUCAAAAGUGUCAAACUAAGUCAUUGUUAUAAAAACCUUUUUAACACUGAAACAAUCUGAAAAAUAAGGUUCUAUAAAGUACAGUAAUACCGAUGGAAUUACACAUUUCAGAUUGUAUGGGUAUGACAGUGCAGAGCACGUGAACCAGAUGUUGAAUCCAGCUCCUGUCAACACCAGCAAGUGUUGGAUUCAUGUUAGCAGCUGCUGCAGCUCAGGAAGCAUUAUUCUCAUUGAGCUCCGGGGGAAACUAUUUGGGAUAGUGUUGAAAUUUUUACCUGUUCCUCCAGAUUGAAUAAAAAUAACAUUCAGUGAAACAUUAAAAAUAACAUGUAGUCUGACGGACUGAACCUGUCCUCAGAAUUUGGUGUGUCUCUCUCUGUGUAUGUUUCCUGUACAGAAACACAUAAAGUAUUAAUAUUCCACUUUUUUGUUUUCUUAACUACAAACUAACCAUGAAGAUCAGAGCACAGAUGGACCUGAACUGCCUCAUGUUUCUUCUGGUGCUGUGCUCCCUCAAUCAGCUGCUGGUGGCGGUGGCAGGCCCCGAAGACGAGUACCAGACACAUGUCCAUCAGGGUGAGCAUCAGUCCACACGGAACAAAAUCACCACCGCCCAGUAUGAAUGUUUCCAGAGGAUCAUGAAAGAGUCACAGCGUCCAUCAAAAACUAUAGGGCCAAUGUGCAACACAACAUGGGAUGGAUGGCUGUGUUGGGAUGCAACUGAAGCUGGCCUCAUGAACCAGAACUGUCCAGACUACUAUGAUGACUUUGACACUUCUGCGGUGGCAUCCAAGGUCUGCACAGAGACCGGCGAGUGGGGACGCCACCCGGAGAGCAACAGAACCUGGACGAACUUCACAAACUGCAACGUCGACGAUGCACAUCACAGGAAGGCAGUCAUGACUCACUUCUACUUGGUUAUGAUUGGUCAAGGACUGUCUCUGGUGUCUUUGCUCAUAUCAUUGGGAAUAUUCUUCUAUUUUAAGAGCCUGAGCUGCCAGAGAAUAACGCUCCAUAAAAACCUCUUUUUCUCAUUCGUGCUGAACUCAGUCAUCACCGUCAUCUGGCUGAAAAAACAGGAACACAUGGACAACGAUACCGUAAGCUGUAAGCUUGUCAUGUUCGUCCACAUGUAUUUGAUGAGCUGUAACUACUUCUGGAUGCUGUGUGAGGGAAUCUACCUGCACACUCUCAUUGUUGUGGCUGUGUUUGCAGAAAAACAACAUCUCAUAUGGUAUUACCUGCUUGGGUGGGGUUUCCCACUGGUGCCGUCGGUGAUACAUUCGAUAGCACGCCACUUCUACUACAAUGACAAAUGUUGGGUCAGCUCAGAUACUUCCUUGCUGUACAUUAUCCACGGCCCCAUCUGCGCUGCACUGGUGGUGAACCUUUUCUUCCUGCUGAACAUCGUUCGGGUUCUCAUCACCAAGCUGAGAGUGACGCACCAGGCCGAGUCCAGCCUCUACAUGAGGGCUGUGAGAGCCACCCUCAUCCUCAUCCCGCUGCUCGGCAUCCAGUUCGUCCUGGUCCCCUACAGGCCCCACGAACACUGGGCCUCCGAGAUCUACCUGUACAUCAUGAACAUCCUCAUGCAUUACCAGGGUCUCUUGGUUUCUACAAUAUUCUGCUUCUUCAACGGGGAGGUCCAGAGUGUUCUGAGGAGACACUGGAACCAGCAGCGGAUGCAGCUCGCCGGCACGUUCGCCAACGCCGACUUCUUCCGCUCGGCCUCCUACGUGGCAUCAUCGCUCACAGAGGUCCACCGCUGCUACAGUAUAGAAAGCCACACCGAGCACAUGAAUGGCAAGAGCUACCCGGACAUAUUCAGAUCGGAUAGUCCUUUUGUGUGAGGGUGGCCCCUCGGGAACUUAAGGCACUGCCCUUCUUUUUUUUUUUUUUUUUACAUUUUCUUUUGUUACCAAGAGUGAUGUUUGCUACUGUUAAUGACACCUCCGUAGCUUCAUACCUUUGACAUUUUUCGAUCUCCCAGCCAAACAAAAACACGCAAACAUUCACACUCGCAUUUCAUUACUUUUACCAAAACAGAAGGAGCUUGAGACCAAAAAAAUCCCACGAAUAUUCAAAGGGGACUGUCGACAGACAUGAAGAAGAAUCAACUAGUCUCAAUAUUUGGCAUUAAUACAAGGAAUUGAUGCAAUUUUUAAUUUUUUUGCAUCGUGUGGAAUAAACCUGAAGAGCUCUCUGUGAGCGAGACGCUGUUCUAAUGAGCUGACGGUUGAGAUCUUUCAAAGAGGGAAGUUGUGAUUGUCUGGGCACAUAACUCUGUAGCAGUUUCUGCCACGUCACGCCUUCAAGAAGGGAACGGAACAAAGCACAAUGAUUUCUGUGGGUAGUAGUGAUUAGUACUACACCAAGUGGACAUGGAAAUCUAAAAAACAAACAAGUAAAAGUACAAUUACAGACAUGAAAAUAAGAAAUAAACAGCCAGCUCGCUGUGCUAAACGGCCUUUCUGCUUCUUCGCCACUUCUGAAUUGACUCUUCUAUUUAUGUGUAAUAUCCUCUUUGCUAAAUGAAACAAAUAAUAAGGUUCACAGUACAAUGUUGUCAGAAACAUACGCUUACAUUGCGUGGCUUAGCAGCAGCAACAGUACCUUCUAAGUCAAUGUUGUGCUAGGCGUCGCUGUUUUUCACGUCAUAUCUGAUAAUUCCAAAAUGCUGGAGAGGCGACUGAGAGAGGGGAACAGGGAGCGAGGAGAGCAUGAGUUUGUACAUAUAUUUGAUUGUGUGUGAGCGUGACACAUGUCAAGGCACAAACUAUGAAUUACUACAUUGUAUUUAGACUGCCAUUAGUGUACUUUGUAUAUUUUUUACCAGUCAGUCAGGAGCAUAUCACUGUAAGCCAUGUAGUCAAGCCCCAUAAACCACAGCUGGUUUGAUUAUAAAGUGUGAAGAGCAGAGAUUUCAUGUCACAUGUUUUAGAUGAAUCUUCAGCAGGAACUGACUUAUAUUAAUUCACUGUCUGUCACCUCCAGUUAGAGAUGAGAAGUAUAUUUCCUGAUGAGUGAAGAGCUGCUGGUUUCAGCCUUCAGAUACAGGAAUUACAGGCCAAUCUCUCCUGCAGCGCUGAUAACUUAUUGUAAUGUUAUAAAUCACUUAAAAGAAUUAAUUUGACAAUUUAGGAAACAUGCUUAUUUGCAUUCUUGUGGAGAGUUAGAUGAGGAGAUUGCAAGACAGCGAGUUAGCAUUAUUAAUUAUCAUUAUAAACAUAUAAUGGAAUCACGGAAUAUUUACGAGACUGGAUGAUUACAUGGUUUUACAGUGAUUUCUGCACUCUUGAUAUCACAGGUGUUGUAAUUAGCAAUUAAAGAAACCUCAGAUACAACCCGGAUGUGCUCAGUAGUGGGUACACAGUCAGAUAUUUACUGUAUGUUACACUGGACAUAGCUAAAUACUGUGUGUGUCACUUUGUCUCGGCUCUAAUGUCGGUUUGGUGUCAUUCGUUUCUUUAAGCGAGAGCUGGGUCCUAGGCCCGAGUCUGGCCAGCAUCUGGCCUGAUUCUGGCAGCCGGCGAGAUUAUCUGCCGCAUGCGUACCGAAAUCGGCCCAGAUGUAGAAGCGACAUCUCACAUCUGACAAAUAUAUAUAUAAUGUAUGUGCUAAAAUGUUAUAAAAUUCAAGGUUCACUUAAUAGCUUUCUCUCGAGCUUUCAAGCUUAUUCUACGGCCUUUUUCAGCGAAUGGAACUAAAAUAUUUAAAUAUUUUAUCACAGAUGAACCUUGAUGUUAAAAAACAUGUAUAGUUUCCCAAGGUUGGGGCUCAUUCUCAUUUUUGUACCAUAGUUUUGUCAUAAAAUUCAGUUGAUGCUGAAGUAAUAAUUCUGUAAAUAAAAGAUAAGGUGUUUAAACUGA
This is a messenger RNA of Seriola aureovittata, 4566 nucleotides long. Its product is annotated as calcitonin gene-related peptide type 1 receptor-like. Gene Ontology annotation, cellular component: plasma membrane. The record is from RefSeq and is a predicted model, not a curated record. Lineage: Eukaryota; Metazoa; Chordata; Actinopteri; Carangiformes; Carangidae. Gene Ontology annotation, molecular function: calcitonin receptor activity; calcitonin gene-related peptide receptor activity; adrenomedullin receptor activity. The transcript is spliced from 12 exons. Gene Ontology annotation, biological process: angiogenesis; adenylate cyclase-activating G protein-coupled receptor signaling pathway; cell surface receptor signaling pathway. The coding region runs from base 1150 to 2547 and encodes 465 amino acids.